AUGGGAAACAGCCAAUCACAAAAACAAUCAAAAAAUUGUCAAGCAGCUAUUUGGAACAACAUGACUGCGUCACAUUUAGCAAACCCACGUGGCCCACCUUACUUAGCCUAUAUUAUUUCUGGGAUACCUCAGCGCCACAAUUCCACGCGCAAGCAGCUUCGUGAUGCAUUACCGGGAUUUUUUAAUUUUAAUCAUAAACAACCCGUUUCACUCAAUGAUUCGAGGAUUUUACGAACUGUUGACAUGAAAGUUUCGUCGCUCUUACUGACUUACAUUGAUCUCUGGAAUGAUAUUGGAGCAAGAUCACCAAUCGAACUUCGAGAAAACGACUGGAUAUUUUUAUUUGAAGAUGAUGUCGCAAUAAUUCCUCGUAGGAUCAUGAAAUCGUUUUACAAAAGAAUUUACGAAAAAUGGAGAUAUAGAAGUCCAAAUCCUAAUUUAGCAAAAACCAUCGAACAAGCAUUGGAAUUGGCGAAGAAUGAUGGCAUUCUUUAUCUUGGCACAUGUGGAUCUGCCUAUGUGAAUAGUAGUACAGGAGUUUCUUAUUCACGUGAUGGCUUAAUUGAAUUCCGUCGUGGUACCCACUUUUGCACUCAUGCUAUAGCCUACAUGAAAUGGCGUGCACGGAGAAUGUGGGAUGAUUUGGCUGUCUAUAGACUCUUUCACAAUGCAUUUGGUGCUGAUACAAUAGCUAAUCACUGGCAAAAACUUUCAAAAACUUAUCCAUUCUGUAUUGCUCCUAAUAUACACUGGCCGCCUGGUACUGGUCAUCAUGGGUUCUUCUUUCAAGAUAGAGGAACACACACCUCAACUAUACAAUGA
Molecule: messenger RNA, 822 nt
Organism: Rotaria socialis
Lineage: Eukaryota; Metazoa; Rotifera; Eurotatoria; Philodinida; Philodinidae
Source: the annotation of a GenBank genome assembly